Molecule: messenger RNA, 360 nt
Organism: Aureobasidium namibiae CBS 147.97
Lineage: Eukaryota; Fungi; Ascomycota; Dothideomycetes; Dothideales; Saccotheciaceae
Exons: 2
Source: RefSeq, a predicted model, not a curated record
ACAAACAGUGAGCAGCAUGAGGGUGACCUUACUUACUACGGCACUGGCUUGGGCUCAUGCGGGAUCACGUCUUCUGAUAGCGACAUGAUUGUUGCUGUCUCUCACUUCGUCUUUGAUGCCGCCUCCAGGAGCUCUAAUCCUAAUCAAAACCCUUUGUGCGGUCUGAAACUCAGAGCGUCGAGAUAUGAUGAGCAAGUCGGAGAGAGAAGAAGCGUUGAUCUCAAGGUCGUUGACAGAUGUGUGGGUUGCAAGGCUACAGAUAUUGACGUGUCUCCAGCGGCUUUCGACAAACUCGCAGCUCGAGCCAGUGGCAGAGUCGAUGUGACUUGGGCAUGGCUAUCUCCCCAAGCCACUGCUUGA